AUGAUUAAUCUUCUUCGCAACGAUCUACUCUCACAAUCGCAACCACCGAUCGAAUCUCUGAACCCUAGCUUGUACUUUUCCUCUUUCAACUCAGGUGAUUUUUGUAAUCAAGGUGUUUGUUCAAAUGCCACAAUGAGUUUACGUAUAGCAACCUUUGGUUAUAGUAUUCAACUUUCUCACCUUUUAUAUGAGAGCUUGCGCUUAAAUAGGCUUAAUGGUAUAGCUAAGGUUCUUGGAGUACUUGCUUCUGCUGGAGGAGCUUCAAUCAUUACCCUAUACAAAGGACCAACAAUUUAUGCUCCAGAAUCACCUUUAGCAGUACAUCAGGGACAAUUCUUGUCUCUAUUUGAGGACUUCAAUGGGAAAAACAUGAACUUGGGUGGCAUUUUUCUCUUUGGUCACUGUUUGAGUUGGUCUGGUUGGAUUUUGAUGCAUGCAUUUGUUCUGAAAAAAAUUCCAGCACAACUCACUGUUUCUGCUUUUACUUGCUUAUUUGGUAUUGUGCAGUUUGGGACGAUUGCAACAUUUCUUGAGAAGGAUCCCAAAGCUUGGCAGCUCAAUUCCUUUGAAGAGGCCUAUUGUAUUUUGUACUCGGGAGUGGUGAUUUCAGGAGUGGCAGCAGCAAUACAAAUAUGGACUAUUAGCAAAGGAGGGCCAGUGCUUGCUUCAAUUUAUCUUCCCUUACAGACAUUGCUGGUAGCUUUUUCUAAUAUUUUUCAAUUACUGCAGGGACAUGUUAACCAUUUGCUUAAACUUGAUGGUGCAAAGGAUAGGUUGCAACUCUUCAAGGCUGAUUUAGUAGAAGAAUGUUCUUUUGACUCUAUUAUUCACGACUGUCACGGGUCUUUCAUAUUGUUUCACUGGCUCGUUUUGUUGUUGACAACCCUCAUCUUUUGUUGAAGUUAUUGGUAUUGUUAGCAGUGACAAGUCCAUCCAAGCUGAGUUAUGGACCAACUUUGGCGAUGAAAUUGAUAUGUUCAGCUACCAUAAGCUCUGUCAGCUUGCAAAUGGAGAAUUCAAACACUUGUUCCUGUGACUUGAGUUACAACAACCUUAUCUCACUAUCAGAUGCGAAUGGAGGAUUUAAACAAAGGUUUUUGUUUUAGUGGUAACCACAGCUCAACACGUUGCUUCUUCUCACACAGUCCUAUAAAGUUCUAAAUCAAGUAACCGAAUAUAUUCACUUGGAUUGGCUCAGUCCCUUAUCGAUCAUUGUCUUUCUUCUUCUGCUUCCAGUUAUUUCUCACCAGAGAGACAAUGACAUCUUCAGUAAUUGAAAAUGGACACGAUGAGGCUAAACACGAACCGUCCGAUUUGAUCGCUGAGAAAAUGAAUCAUGCGGUUGUGAAUCUUUUGCUUCCGAAUGAAACGUUCUUGAAAGCUGCGAUUUCUCUGAAAGACGAGGUGGUGGAGGUAAAUUGGAAUCGGCGGGAAGUGGUUGAUCCGACGGUGUAUACCGGUUUGCUUGGUACGGCUUUUACUUGCUUGAGGUCGUUUGAGGUUACUGGUUGCCGUGAGGAUUUGUUGUUAUGCUCGGAGAUUAUUGACAUGUGUGUCACUGUCGCACGUGCCUCCCUCAGACACGUGACAUUUUUGUGUGGUAGAGGAGGAGUAUGUGCCCUUGGAGCUGUCGUUGCUAAUUACAUGGAGGAAGAUCAUAUGGCUUUUGUGUUAGACUACUUGUUUUAGUGGUAACCAUAAGCUCUGUCAGCUUGCAAAUGGAGAAUUCAAACACUUGUUCCUGUGACUUGAGCUUUUUUACUUCUGUUUUCUUUAGAAAUUUUGAGCUUUUUUUUUACCACAAAAAUAAUGAAGUAGCAAGAAAUACUACUUGUUAUUAACUUUGUAGUAGAAUUUAUAGUAACUUAUUGUUCAAUAAAUUUGUCUUAUUAAAAUUCAAAACAUUUAAAUUUAUAAUUUUA
This is a messenger RNA of Vicia villosa (hairy vetch), 1922 nucleotides long. RefSeq names its product protein WALLS ARE THIN 1-like. Gene Ontology annotation, cellular component: plasma membrane. Gene Ontology annotation, molecular function: transmembrane transporter activity. The transcript is spliced from 9 exons. Bases 1 to 900 code for a protein of 299 amino acids. The record is from RefSeq and is a predicted model, not a curated record. NCBI's taxonomy places the organism in Eukaryota, Viridiplantae, Streptophyta, Magnoliopsida, Fabales, Fabaceae.